GAAUUCCGACUCGCGAGUGCGUGCGCAGUUUGUUCAAUCGUACGAAAAUUUACGAACUCUUUCGUAUUCGAAGAUGCAGCGUUCCGUCCAACGAGCAAACGGCGAUGGCGUCCUCGCCUCACCAAGAAAAAAACAACGAUUAUUAAGCGCCACGGCCAAGGUUACUGUCAUCCUUGGAGCUCAAUGGGGCGACGAAGGAAAAGGCAAGUGCGUUGAUAUGCUUGCAACGGAUGCUGACGUCGUCUGCAGGUGUCAGGGAGGAAGCAAUGCCGGGCAUACUGUUAUAGUAGAUGGUGUGGAGUUUCACUUUCAUCUUCUGCCCAGUGGAAUAAUCAAUUCUAGAUGCGCAUCGUUGAUAGGGAAUGGAGUCGUGAUACAUCUACCGAGCCUCUUCCAAGAAUUAGAAAGCAACGAAGCCAAAGGGAUGAAAAAUUGGCAGGAGCGAUUGAUCAUUUCUGAUCGGGCGCACAUUGUUUUUGAUUUUCACCAGCAAGUUGAUGGCCUCGAGGAAUUGGCGAAGGGAACUCAAUCCCUUGGCACUACUAAGAAAGGAAUUGGGCCUACCUACUCGAGCAAAGCCGCCAGAAAUGGACUCAGAAUCGGCGAUCUUCUUGGAGAUUUUGAUAAAUUCUCCCAAAAGUUCGACGCGUUAGUGAAGUCGUAUCAAAGAAUGUUUCCAGCGCUGGAAGUUGAUGUGAAAGCGGAGCUUCAACAGUAUAAAGAAUACGCGGAAAGAAUAAGACCAUUGGUAAAAGAAACAGUUCAGUAUUUACAUCAAUCGUUACGCGAGGGAAAGAAAGUGUUAGUCGAGGGCGCGAAUGCCGCCAUGUUGGAUAUAGAUUUUGGAACGUAUCCCUAUGUUACCAGCUCUAACUGCAGUAUAGGCGGAGUUUGUACCGGCCUUGGACUUCCGCCAUCUUAUAUUGGGGAAGUAGUUGGGGUUGUCAAAGCAUAUACUACAAGGGUCGGGGACGGACCAUUUCCUACCGAACUUCUAGACGCGACAGGUGAUUUUUUACAAAAAAGGGGACACGAAGUUGGAGUUACCACGAGUAGAAAAAGGCGUUGCGGUUGGCUAGAUUUAAAUCUUCUGAAGUUCACCGCGAUGGUGAACGGAUAUACAUCGAUAUGCGUGACAAAAUUAGAUAUCCUAGACACGCUUCCAAAAAUUCAAGUUGGCGUGGGAUAUCGGUUGAAUGGAAAAGAAAUUGAUUAUUUUCCAAGCAGCAGUUCCGAUUUAGCGAAAGUGGAGGUGAUUUAUGAAACUAUCGAUGGAUGGCAGUCGAAGACAGAAAAUGUACGUUCCUUAGAAAAACUGCCGGCUAAUGCUAAGAAAUAUAUACAACUAAUAGAAGAGCAUCUUAACGUACCAGUUAAAUGGAUCGGAGUGGGAGCAGAUCGUGAAAGCGUAAUCAUGCUUUGACGUUACACUUAUCAGUUACUGCAAUGGAAAUAUGUUAAUUUAUUUAUUCGGUUGGUUACUUUUUUUAAUAAAUUUGGUCCGUUGAUGAAUUGGAUAAAGCAAGCGCACAAGAAGCACAUGACAAAGAAAACCAUAGCAUUAAGCUCUUGGAUUUUAGUAGAAUUUAACAAUUGAAGAAUACGAGUCUUCGAAAUCCUUCCUAUUAUGGGAUAAUUCAUGCCAAUCAUGUUAUCUAUUGUUUGAAUAUAAAAUAAAAAAUGUUAAUUAAAUU
Messenger RNA from Colletes gigas, 1694 nucleotides. RefSeq names its product adenylosuccinate synthetase (gene Adss). Gene Ontology annotation, cellular component: cytoplasm. Gene Ontology annotation, biological process: 'de novo' AMP biosynthetic process; IMP metabolic process. Lineage: Eukaryota; Metazoa; Arthropoda; Insecta; Hymenoptera; Colletidae. The record is from RefSeq and is a predicted model, not a curated record. The transcript has 6 exons. Bases 74 to 1423 code for a protein of 449 amino acids. Gene Ontology annotation, molecular function: GTP binding; adenylosuccinate synthase activity.